AUGUUAGAGGGAGAGUUCAAUUCCAUGGUUGAGCUGUACAAAACCAGUCCCAACUUUGUCCCAAAGCCUUAUGCAUGGGGUCAACUCAGUGUAUCCCGCCCUGCCACGUAUUACCUCUUGUGUGACUUUAUCGAGAUGGGCAACAAGAACCCAGAUCCUGUCCAACUCGCCACCAAGCUCGUCCAGUUACAUCAGUCAAGCAAAUCUCCCACAGGCAUGUUUGGCUUUCACAUCGAUACAUGCCAGGGCAGUCUUCCUCAACAGACGGCAUGGAACCAAAGCUGGGUCGACUUUUAUAUCCAGCUGGUCAGGGGGGCGAUGGCACUCAACACAGAAAGAAAUGGCAACUGGAAGAACCUGGAACAACUUGUCGAUCGACUCAUUACGCAUGUAGUCCCUCAAGUUCUAGGACCUUUGGAAGCCGAUGGUCGGGUCGUAAAGCCAACUUUGAUCCACGGCGACCUGUGGGAUGGAAAUAUUGGAACCAACCUUGAAAACGGGGAGCUUUACAUCUUUGACGCAAGUGCUUACUAUGCACAUAACGAGAUGGAAAUAGCUAUGUGGCGUGCAAGGUUCUGCAAAACCAUGAGCGCGAAAAUCUACCUCAAUUCCUAUCUCAACCGAAUGGGCAUCAGUAAGCCCGUGGAUCAAUUUGAAGAUCGCAACCGGAUCUACAGUGUAUACAUGACCCUACAUGAAUCAGCUUGCCAUAACGGCUCGAAUUUCCGGGAAGAGUAA
Molecule: messenger RNA, 738 nt
Organism: Penicillium expansum
Lineage: Eukaryota; Fungi; Ascomycota; Eurotiomycetes; Eurotiales; Aspergillaceae
Product: Fructosamine/Ketosamine-3-kinase
Exons: 1
Coding region: 1-738 (245 amino acids)
Source: RefSeq, a predicted model, not a curated record